Messenger RNA from Aspergillus udagawae, 2967 nucleotides. RefSeq lists its product as uncharacterized. Gene Ontology annotation, cellular component: cytosol. The record is from RefSeq and is a predicted model, not a curated record. Lineage: Eukaryota; Fungi; Ascomycota; Eurotiomycetes; Eurotiales; Aspergillaceae. Bases 1 to 2967 code for a protein of 988 amino acids. The transcript has 7 exons. Gene Ontology annotation, molecular function: glucan endo-1,3-alpha-glucosidase activity; glutamate decarboxylase activity; pyridoxal phosphate binding. Gene Ontology annotation, biological process: L-glutamate catabolic process.
AUGGUACACAUCAGUCGAGUUCAGAAACGCCCCAAAAGCCACCGUCCCAGAAAAGCCGAAGUGACCGACUAUGUCUAUGGCACCCACUUCGCAGCGCAAGAUCUGCCGCACCAUGAAAUGACAGAGAGCGAAAUGCCAGCGAGCGUUGCGUAUCGGUUAAUCAAGGAUGAAUUGAGCCUUGACGGGAAUCCAUUACUGAAUCUGGCGAGCUUCGUCACCACCUACAUGGAAGAUGAAGCCCAGAAUCUCAUGACCGACGCGAUGAGCAAAAACUUCAUCGACUACGAACAAUACCCGCAAACAGCCAACAUCCAGAACCGCUGCAUCAACAUGAUCGCGGACCUGCUACACGCCCCCACCGCCGACAGUCCAGACACCCAAGACGCUAUCGGCACAUCGACCGUCGGAUCCUCGGAGGGUAUCAUGCUAGCCACGCUGGCGAUGAAGAAGCGCUGGCAGAACCGCCGCAAGGACGAGGGCAAGGACUGCACGCGCCCGAAUAUCGUGAUGAAUAGCGCGGUGCAGGUCUGCUGGGAGAAAGCGGCGCGGUAUUUCGACGUUGAGGAGAAAUAUGUCUACUGCUCCGAGAAGCGGUACGUGAUUGACCCCCAAGAAGCAGUCAAUCUGGUGGAUGAGAAUACCAUUGGUAUUUGUGCGAUCUUGGGGACGACGUACACGGGCCAGUAUGAGGACGUCAAAGCCAUCAACGACCUGUUGAUCCGGAAGAAGAUCGAUUGUCCGAUCCACGUAGACGCUGCCAGCGGCGGGUUCGUCGCGCCAUUCGUGAAUCCCUCCCUAGAAUGGGACUUUCGACUGCCAAAGGUCGUGUCUGUCAAUGUCUCCGGCCACAAGUAUGGUCUGGUCUACCCAGGCGUUGGCUGGGUCUUCUGGCGCUCAUCUGAGUACCUCCCCAAAGAGCUCAUCUUCAACGUCAACUACCUCGGCACCGAACAGGCGACCUUCACCCUCAACUUCUCCAAGGGUGCCUCCAACAUCAUCGGACAGUACUACCAGCUCAUCCGGCUCGGCCGGCACGGCUACCGCUCCGUCAUGCAGAACCUAACCCGUACCGCAGACCAUCUCUCCACAGAGCUCCAGAAACUCGGCUUCAUCAUCAUGAGCGACGGCGCGGGCGACGGCCUCCCGCUCGUCGCGUACCGGCUUCCACCCGAUGAAAACCGCCUAUGGGAUGAAUAUGCGCUUGCUCAUGUCCUCCGCCAGCGCGGGUGGGUGAUACCCGCGUACACGAUGGCGCCGCAUAGCAACCACCUCAAGAUGAUGCGGAUCGUGCUCCGGGAGGACUUUAGUAUGGAUCGGUGUGAUGUGCUGGUUGAGGAUAUGAAGAUGGCGAUGAAGAGUCUGGAGGAGAUGGAUCGGUCGAUGAUCGAGCAGUAUAUCCAACACGCUGCUCGCCAUCGGGUUCAUUCACUAGCUGAAAAACCCGAUCAUCCGGUUUACCCGGGCGAGAAGCACUCGCUUCAAGGGAGAACGGGAAAGACUCAUGCGUACAGUAGGCAGGAGGGCGAAGCAUAUGUCAACACUAUGGAGUUGUGGACGCUAUUUGGGCUGUUAGCUGCCACCAGCCAUGUACAGGCGAAAGCCGUAUUCGCUCAUUUCAUGGUAGCCAACGCCAUCAACUUCACGCAAGAAACAUGGACCAACGACAUCUCCGCCGCGCAGGCCGCGCACAUUGACGCCUUCGCCCUGAACCUCGGCUACGGCUUGCAAAACUACGAGCUCAUCCUCGACGACGCCUUCACCGUCGCCCACCAGCACAACUUCAAGAUGUUCCUCUCCUUCGACAUGGGCCAGGCACCCCAGUGGCCCGCCGACGAGAUCGUCCACGUAAUCGACAACUACGUCACUGGCAGCGCAUACUACAAGCACCACGACGACAAGCCGCUCGUCUCGACCUUCGAGGGCGGCCAGAGCGCCGACGUCUGGAAGGAUGUCAGGCACAACGCUCAGUCGGAGUUCUUCUUCGUCCCCGAGUGGUCCUCACUGGGGAUUGAGGCGGCAUCCAGCAGCCCCGUCAUCGACGGCCUGAUGAGCUGGGAUGCGUGGCCGGCCGGCGCGCACGAUAUGAACACCACGCUGGACGAGGAGUACAUCGCGGCGCUGGACGGCCGGCCCUACAUCAUGCCCGUCUCGCCGUGGUUCUACACCAACCUGCCCAUAUUCAACAAGAACUGGGCCUGGCGCGGGGACGAUCUCUGGUUCGACCGGUGGCAGCAGGUGCUCCAGCUGGCGCCCGAGUACGUGGAGAUCAUCACCUGGAACGACUACGGCGAGUCGCACUACGUCGGGCCCAUGCACGAGGACGACCUAGGGAUUUUCGCUGUGGGCGAUGCCCCCUUCAACUAUGCCGAUGGGAUGCCGCACGAUGGCUGGCGGGAGUUUCUGCCGUACGUCAUUGAUUUGUAUAAGAGCGGGAAAAAUGCAAGUUUUGACAAGGAGGGGGUGGUCUCGUGGUACCGGCUCAAUCCGGGCUCUGCGUGUUUGAGUGGGAAGACCACGCCGGGCCAGCUGGCUGCUGAGGGGACGAACACGACCAGCCCGAGAACCAUCAUGCAGGACAGGAUCUUCUACUCGGCGUUGCUGGAGUCGGCGGCCGACGUGACCGUGAGUGUUGGCGGGGCCAACAAGACGGGGAGCUGGGCGGAUACCCCCAGUGGGGAGAAAGGGCUGUAUCAUGGGAGUGUGCCCAUCGAUGGGAACACAGGGGGAGUUGUGGUGACCGUGUCACGGUCUGGCGAGCUGAUUGCCCAGAUGAAGGGCCAGGCCAUCACUACCGACUGUGGGAAGAAUCACGGAUACAACAACUGGAAUGCGUGGGUGGGGAGUGCAAUGGGCGAGAAGAAUGUGACAUCGAAAACGACUUCAGCUGAUGACAAGAAAAAUGGCUCGCAAAGAUCGAGACCGGCGAUGACAUUGCUGAUGAGCUUGGUCUUGUUGGCGCUAGUGUGA